UCACCGAGUGACUAUGGUGCUAUUAAUCGGACUAUACUUGUUACCCCAUCUUCAUCAACACCUCUUACAUUCACCAUAAUCAUACAAAAUGAUGCAACUAUUGAAUCAAAUGAACUUUUCCAAGCUGUUCUAUCUACCACGAACACUGAUCAAGUCAAUAUCGGAACACCAUCAUCUAGCUCAAUUACGAUAUUAGAUGACGAUGGUACGUGAAUUCGAUUGUUAUGUUCGGCAAUUGAUAGAUUUGUUUAAGAUAAAAGGGCUGUAUAUGUAUAAUUAUUUUAGAUAAUAUUUUACGAUAGGAACGAAAUGUACAAAUGAAUAGAAUAAAAUACUAAUAGUUGUAUGGACCAAGUUUUGAUAUUCUUCAAAUAAUUCUGUUUUAUUUCAGCAUUGUUCAUUUCGUUCGAACAACCAACUUAUAUUGUAUCAGAAGACGAUGGAACAAUAACCGUUGGUGUGACGGUCACUGGCUCUACUGCUCUUACUCUGGAAUUUGAGUUAGGACUAAUAUUGUUUGUUUGCUGCCCCUAACCUUACAAACUUCGAAAGCCAUGUUACUCCUAUAUAUCUGAUCUCGCAAUUUGUCGUAGCAUGUUGAAGCAAUGAAGAGCCUGGCUCGCGAUGCUGAACUCUACCCUUUUGUUCGAAUUUUUGCUGUAUAUUGGUAUUAAAGUUAUUGUGGUUAUAUGGGUUGAUGGGGAUUCUUGAACAAGAGAAUUCGCCAGAAAUUCAACUGAAAUAUUCCCAACAAUCUAUUUGGGUUUGCUGAUCUAUAAUACUUCAUGUAAACUUUAUAUGAUAUGACACCUGGCUCUUGUCUUUUCCUUUAGCCUGUUAGAUACCAUCUAUAUUUAGUUUUUGAAUAUGGUUGGAAUGUAGUGAAACAUCGCGCUGUGAAUGUUUUUUUGUUAAUGAUUAAUUUGACUGAUCACAAAGCCAUAUAAAAUGUAUAGCCUCACUAAUAAAGCACAGAAACGUAUCUAACUGAGAGAUUUAGGCCUUUAGUCCGGACGAACAAAUAGUCUCUCAAUGUUUUUUUCUAGUUAAUGAAUCCCAGAUCUAACUUAUGAAACCAAACGGACAUAUGUUUUAAAAAGAAUCUAAAACUUUGGGUGUACAGACUUAGUCAAGAAUUAGUAUUUUUCUCUUUCAGAUUAUUUCAAAUUUGUACAUACAAAUAAUUUAUUAGAUGGACAAUUAUUUUACAUUUUCGUUGUUAGCUUAAAGGACAUUGGCUACCAAAAUUUUUAUUGCCUAUAUCUAUUAGGUAUACUUAUGGAAUACUUAAUUUUAUAUUUUGGCCGGUUUGUCGCGUUUAGUUGCUGAGAAAAUGUAAUAAAAAAUUCAACAGUUGUCCGCCAUUUUGAAAAUAAACAUUUAUGCCACAGCAUACAUUAUAUCUGACGUCAUUAGCUGGGUAAACACAAUUGCAUGACUAUAAAACAAUACCGAGUAUUACCACGCGUAGUGCACUGUGAGCCAAAACCAAAGCAGAAAAGUUUUACCAAGUAUCUAACUUGUUUCUAACACUAUUUCUCAUAGUAUAUAUCCUAUCCGUGCUAAAUAAACGCAGAAAUUCGAGUGUAACAAGGCAAACACUAAUGCAAUAUUUUAUGGUCAAUUACCUGUAUUGUAAAUUGCGUCAUUCCUUGCUUUCCUAGUCGCUCGAUAUGUUUUUAUCUCAUAGUGUAGACUUCUCUUGUUUGAUUGCGAAGAGUGUUGGCCAGUAUAACGCUCAAAACGACAUAUGUUUAGCUAACAUAACACGCACGCAAUAGAAUUCUCUCUCUUGUAGUUUUGGUGCUACCCAUCUAAUGACGUCACAAAGUUCAUUGACCUUAGAGAUAAUUUUUCAAAACUUUUUCCAAGAUGGCGGCGAAACACAAAGUUUGCAUGCAUUUUACUCGUAGACUAAAAUGUUCGAGAAGGAAAUGAUAAUAUUUUCAUAGUUAGAUCGUCAAGUAGGAUUGAAAUAGCCAAUAAAAAUUUUCGUUGCCGUUGUCCUUUAAUUAAUCUCCGUCACAUUAAAUCAAAGGAAUGAUUUGUUGCUUGAAUGCCAAAGUGGUGUGUUAAUUGUUUUAGAGUGACAGCCACAGACGGAAGCGCCACCACACCUGCAGACUAUGUAUUACUUGAUUCCACCGUACAGUUAACACCGGGUGUUUCAAGACAUGAAAUCAGAGUUAGACUUACUGAUGAUCAAAAUUUGGAAAACAAUGAAACAUUUACUCUGAAUCUAAAUAAUAGAGGAGAUACUGGUGUUCGUGCAUUAGGAAUUGGACAAACAACCAUUUUGAUCGUCGAUGAUGAUGGUAAGUGA
This is a messenger RNA of Paramuricea clavata, 2323 nucleotides long. The record is from the annotation of a GenBank genome assembly. Lineage: Eukaryota; Metazoa; Cnidaria; Anthozoa; Malacalcyonacea; Plexauridae.